Messenger RNA from Eremothecium gossypii ATCC 10895, 423 nucleotides. It is a transcript of the gene CHZ1, whose product is annotated as Chz1p. The record is from RefSeq and is marked provisional. The coding region runs from base 1 to 423 and encodes 140 amino acids. Lineage: Eukaryota; Fungi; Ascomycota; Saccharomycetes; Saccharomycetales; Saccharomycetaceae. The transcript has a single exon.
AUGGCAGAGAAGGCAGCGGAAAAGGCAGAACAGCGGGCUGCGGACGAGGCGGAGAAGCGCCCCGUGGAGGACGGCGAGAAGCACAGCGGGCGCAAGCGGCGGCGGCGCAACUACGACGAGCACGACGAGGCGGUGGCAAAGGACGACGCGCAGUCGGCCAAGGCUGGCGCCGCCGCGGACAGCGACGCAGAUGACAGCGACGCAGACGACGAGAAGCUGGAGGUGCUGAUGGCACGCGAGGAGGAGGACGAGGACGACCUCGCGGAGAUUGACGCGUCGAACAUCAUUUCCGGCGGUCGGCGCACGCGGGGCAAGGUCAUCGACUACAAGCAGACCGCGGAGGAGCUUGCGGCCGAGGGCGCCGCGGCCGGCGUGGACGACGACGCCGAGGACGCCGACGCGGACUUCGACGGCGAGGGCUAG